Molecule: messenger RNA, 1137 nt
Organism: Nezara viridula (southern green stink bug)
Lineage: Eukaryota; Metazoa; Arthropoda; Insecta; Hemiptera; Pentatomidae
Source: the annotation of a GenBank genome assembly
AUGGGAAUUUUAGGACUUUCUAAACUUAUUGCUGAUGCUGCACCUCAUGCUAUUAAAGAAAGCGAAAUCAAAAGUUAUUUUGGCAGGAAAGUGGCUAUUGAUGCUUCCAUGUCUUUGUAUCAAUUUCUUAUUGCUGUAAGGAGUGAAGGUCAACAGCUGGUAUCAGCUGAUGGAGAAACUACUAGUCAUUUAAUGGGUACAUUCUAUCGCACAAUAAGGUUAAUAGAAAAUGGAAUUAAACCAGUUUUUGUAUUUGAUGGAAAACCUCCUCAGUUAAAAUCAGGCGAACUUGAAAAGAGAGCGGAAAGGCGUGAAGAAGCACAAAAAGAACUGGAUAAAGCAACAGAAGCUGGUGAUGCAACUUUAAUGGAUAAGUUUAAUAGGCGUCUUGUAAAAGUUGAAAAGAAACAUGCUAAUGAAUGUAAGGAGCUGUUAAAAUUGAUGGGGGUUCCCUAUGUUGAGGCACCCUGUGAAGCAGAAGCUCAAUGUGCUGCGUUAGUUCGUGCUGGUAAAGUUUUUGCUUCAGCCACUGAAGAUAUGGAUGCUCUUACCUUUGGAACAUCGGUACUUUUGAGACAUUUAACUUUCUCUGAAGCCCGAAAAAUGCCUAUUCAAGAAUUCCAUUUAGAUAAAGUACUUGAAGGUCUAGGAAUGAAUCAAGCCGAGUUUAUAGAUCUGUGCAUACUUCUUGGGUGUGAUUACUGUCCAUCGAUUAGAGGAGUUGGCCCUAAAAGAGCUAUUGAACUACUGCAAAAGCACAAAACUAUUGAAAAUUUGUUGGAAAAACUUGAUAAAUCUAAGUAUCAAAUUCCAGAAGAUUGGGGUUAUCAGGAAGCUAGAAAAUUAUUUUUAAACCCUGAGGUUGCAGAUCCAAAUACAAUAGAAUUGAAAUGGGGAGAACCAGACGAAAAUGGCCUUGUAGAAUAUCUAUGUGGUGAUAGAAACUUCAGUGAAGAGAGAGUUAGAAAUGGUGCAAAGAAAUUGGCCAAAGCAAAGGGAGGUUCAACACAAGGAAGAUUGGAUGGAUUUUUUACCGUUUUGUCAACAACACCAGCAAAAAGAAAAGCUGAAGACAAAAAAAAGAACCCUGCAAAGAAAUCAAAAGGAAAUUCUAGCUUCAAAGGGAAGCCUAAAUAA